Molecule: messenger RNA, 1089 nt
Organism: Acanthosepion pharaonis
Lineage: Eukaryota; Metazoa; Mollusca; Cephalopoda; Sepiida; Sepiidae
Source: the annotation of a GenBank genome assembly
AUGUCGAACGAGACCAGCUCUAUGGAGCAAUCAUACACACCGGCUUCUUCCAGUGAUCUAUCUAUCUAUCUAUCUAUCUAUCAAUCUAUCUAUCACUCUAUUCAUAUCUAUCUAUCUAUCUAUCUAUCUAUCUAUCUAUCUAUCUAUCACUCUAUUCAUAUCUAUCUAUCUAUCUAUCUAUCUAUCUAUCUAUCUAUCACUCUAUUCAUAUCUAUCUAUCUAUCUAUCUAUCUAUCACUCUAUUCAUAUCUAUCUAUCUAUCUAUCUAUCUAUCUAUCUUUCACUCUAUUCAUAUCUAUCUAUCUAUCUAUCACUCUAUUCAUAUCUAUCUAUCUAUCUAUCUAUCUAUCUUUCACUCUAUUCAUAUCUAUCUAUCUAUCUAUCUAUCUAUCUUUCACUCUAUUCAUAUCUAUCUAUCUAUCUAUCUAUCUAUCUAUCACUCUAUUCAUAUCUAUCUAUCUAUCUAUCUAUCUAUCUAUCUAUCUAUCUUUCACUCUAUUCAUAUCUAUCUAUCUAUCUAUCUAUCACUCUAUUCAUAUCUAUCUAUCUAUCUAUCUAUCAAUCUAUCUAUCACUCUAUUCAUAUCUAUCUAUCUAUCUAUCUAUCUAUCUAUCUAUCUUUCACUAUAUUCAUAUCUAUUCAUAUCUAUCUAUCUAUCUAUCUAUCUAUCUAUCUAUCGCUAUUUAUACAUCUUUUGUCUCUCUAUGUAUCUAUCUGUCUCACUCUGUUCAUAUCUAUCUAUCUAUCUAUCUAUCUAUCUUAGACUCUUCAUGUUUCUAUCUAUGUAUUUAUCUUUCUAACCCUUCUGUUUCUAUCUAUCUAUCUAUCUAUCUAUCUAUCUAUCUAUCUAUCUAUCUAUCUAUCUCAGCCUGCUCUUAUCUAUACCAAUCUAUCUAUCUAUCUGACGAAAUUCUCCUACGCUAUGACUUGAUACAUGGAAGGAAAUAUUGCCUCGACUUAAUAUCUCUCAAGGUUCAAUCCCCAUUUAUUAAAGAUGAGCAAACGGAAGUUAUGAAUCCUUUAAGUGACGGACGUUUUGCCAUUGGGUGCACUGGAAUGUGGACUGCAACGCAUGUGCGUCAAUAUUGA